GGGAGAGAUAGAAACAUCCAUGAUGAGAGAGAAUCAUGGAUCGGCUGCCUCCUGCAAGUCUCCCACAGGGGAUCAAGCCCACAACCCGGGCAUGUGCCUUUGACCGGAAUCGAACCUGGGACCUUUCAGUUUGCAGGCUGACGCUUUAUCCACUGAGCCAAACCAGCUAGGGCUAAGCAUUAGAUAUUUAUUAAGAAUUUGCAAAUAUGCAGCAUCUACUAGAAUUCAGGGAGAAAAAAAUACUUUUAAAAAGUUACAGUCACUAUUUUAAAAUUGCAAAUGAUUUUAUAAGGGAGAUUUGUAUAAACUUGCAUACAAAUAUCCAAAGUAAAGGUUGAUAAAUAGCACUAGCUUAGCCUGGUAGUAUGCUGUGAGAUUUAAUAAGAGGGAGAUAUUUGUAUAACCAGAGUAGCUGUUUUCAUGUCAUAUUAUAACUAAGUUGACUGACCCCAUAAGAAUUUUGUGGAAAUACAUUCAUUUCCUUGAAUUGCUAUGUUCCCUGCAGUUUUCAUUUGCAUUAUCAUAAAUCCAAAGUAUGACCAGUGGAUGGAGCAUGAUGAUUCUGUAGCUGUUUGGAGAACAUUGCAGGAAAUAGGACAGGUGCAGAAACAUAACAAACCCAUCCGUCAAGAAGGGCUGUAAAGAAGCAUCACUUAUACAGAGGACAUAUCCAUGUGACUUUUAGUUCUUUUCCAGAGGUGAAGUUUAAGCAAAAACCUUCUUGAAGAGGGAAAGUGAGCUCUAUGGCUGUCUGGUGGAAGAGCGUUCCAGAAAGAGCAUACAGAGCUUCCAAGGGAACAUGCCUGGACUCUACUAGUCCAAGAGAAGAACCUAGAGAAAUCUGAGUAGAUCGGGUAGUUCUAAAAGCGAUGGCCCAGGGAUUGGUGACAUUCAGGGAUGUGGAAAUAGAGUUCUCUCAGGAAGAAUGGAAGUAUCUGGAACCUGCCCAGAGGGACUUGUACAGGGAUGUGACUUUGGAGAACUUUGGUAACUUGGUCUCACUAGGACUUUCCAUUUCUAAGCCUGAUAUCAUCUCCUUAUUGGAGCGAGGGAAAGAACCCUGGAUGAUUGCAAAUGAUAUAACAGGACCAAGGUGCACAGACUUGGAGUCCAGGUGUGAGAAAUUUCCACAAGAAGAUAUUUUUGAAGUAGAGACAUUCAAUUGGGAGCUAAUGGAAAGCCUUAAAUGCUGUGGUUUUGAGAGCUCUAGUUUUAGAGAAGACUGGGAAUACAAACGCCAAUUUGAAAGACAACAAGUAAACCAGGAAUGCUAUUUCAAGCAAGUAAAAAUCACAUAUGAAAACAUACCCACUUUUGAACAUCAUGCAUCCCUCACUCUACAUCAGAGCAAUGAGACUGAAAAGAAACUGAUUGAAUGUAAUGAAUGUGGGAAAGCAUUUAGCCGUGGCUCACACCUUAUUCAACAUCAGAAAACUCAUUCUGGUGAAAAGCCCUUUGAAUGUAAGGAAUGUGGAAAGGCCUUUAGUCGAGCCUCACACCUUGUUCAGCAUCAAAGAAUCCAUACAGGUGAGAAACCUUAUGACUGUAAGGAAUGUGGGAAGGCCUUUGGUCGUACUUCAGAACUUACUCUACAUCAGAGACUUCAUACUGGUGUCAAGCCCUAUGAAUGUAAACAAUGUGGAAAGACCUUUAGACAGCAUUCACAACUUAUUCUGCAUCAAAGAACCCAUACAGGUGAGAAACCUUAUGUAUGUAAAGACUGUGGGAAGGCUUUUAUUCGUGGCUCACAACUUACUGUUCAUCGGAGAAUACAUACAGGUGCUAGACCCUAUCAGUGUAAAGAAUGUGGGAAGGCCUUUAGACAGCAUUCACAACUUACUGUACAUCAGAGAAUUCACACGGGGGAGAAACCCUAUGAAUGUAAGGAAUGUGGAAAGGGCUUUAUUCAUAGCUCAGAAGUUACUCGACAUCAAAGAAUUCAUUCUGGGGAGAAACCUUAUGAAUGUAAAGAAUGUGGAAAGGCCUUUAGACAGCAUGCACAGCUUACUCGACAUCAGAGAGUUCAUACUGGUGACAGACCCUAUGAGUGUAAGGACUGUGGGAAGGCCUUUAGUCGUAGUUCAUACCUUAUUCAACAUCAAAGAAUCCAUACAGGUGACAAGCCCUACAAAUGUAAGGAAUGUGGGAAAGCCUUUAUUCGUGUUUCACAACUGACACAUCAUCAGCGAAUCCAUACUUGUGAGAAACCCUAUCAAUGUAGGGAAUGUGGAAUGGCCUUUAUUCGCAGUUCACAACUUACUGAACAUCAGAGAAUUCAUCCUGGUAUCAAGCCUUACGAAUGUAGAGAAUGUGGACAGGCCUUUAUUCUUGGUGCACAUCUCAUUGAACACUAUAGAACCCAUACUGGUUAGAAAGCUCUUAAUAUUAGGGAUGCAGGAAAGCCUUUAAUGGAGUUCACACCUGACUUAAUAUUAGAUAAUGCCUAAUGUAGUAUAAUAUCAGAAAACCUUCAUUUGUCACUUCCAUUGUGGAACAUCAGACAACUCAUACCAGAAGAAAAGUCAAUAAACGUGGGAAUUCUUUUUGCCUCAAAAUCACUGUUUACUAUAUAUCAGAGGACUUAUGGUGAAAAAAUAUUAAUAUGAAUGUAAAGUCCUCUCUUACCACUCAAAAUGUAUCAACCUUCUGAGAAUUCCUAAGAGAAAAUAACCCAAUUAAAAUAUUUUGUGAAUGUGCCUUUUGCUGUAGCAUAUACCUUACUUAGCAUUAUCUCAUUUCUACCAGUUACUGAUGGUAUAUCAUUGGGUAAAUUAUGCAAUCUCUCUGUUCCUCAGUUUACUUGUUUUUAAGCAAUGGUAAUUAUACCUACCUAAUAGAGUUUUUGUGAGGACUGUCCGAUAUUUUAAAUAAAGCCUGUGUUGAAUAAA
Myotis daubentonii (Daubenton's bat) is the source of this 2888-nucleotide messenger RNA. It is a transcript of the gene ZNF565, whose product is annotated as zinc finger protein 565. Gene Ontology annotation, biological process: regulation of transcription by RNA polymerase II. Lineage: Eukaryota; Metazoa; Chordata; Mammalia; Chiroptera; Vespertilionidae. Gene Ontology annotation, cellular component: nucleus. Gene Ontology annotation, molecular function: DNA-binding transcription factor activity, RNA polymerase II-specific; RNA polymerase II cis-regulatory region sequence-specific DNA binding. The record is from RefSeq and is a predicted model, not a curated record.